AUGGAUCUUACAAGUAACAGUAUAAUAGGUGAUAUUCCAAAUUCAUUAGGUUCUCUAUCAAAACUUGAGUUAUUGCACCUCCAUGACAACAAAUUUGAGGGUGGUCUCCCAGUGUCUUUACAAAAGUUGAAAAACUUGGUGACAAUGGAUUUGGGAAACAAUUAUUUGACGGGUAAUAUCCCUUUUUGGAUUGGAAAAAAGCUAUCAAAGCUUAAAAUCUUGAAUCUCCAAUCAAAUAUGUUCAUGGGUAUGUUUCCACCGGAACUAUGUCAAAUUAAAACCCUUCAACAUUUAAACCUGGCAGAUAAUAAGAUAACCGGAAAUAUCCCUCGUUGCCUUUGUAAUUUAACUGGUAUGAUCAAGCGUGACGCCAAGUUAGACUACAAUAGUUAUGGCUAUAUCUAUACAGAAAGUAUUGAAGCUUGCAUAAAGGGCAUUCAACAAAAGUACACCAGCACACUUCCGUAUCUUAUAUCCUUAGACCUUUCAAGCAACAAAAUUGUUGGUGAAAUUCCUGAUGUGUUGAUGAACCUUGAAGCAUUGACAAAUUUGAAUCUUUCGAGAAACGAACUAAGUGGACACAUUCCUACAAUUAUCGGAAAUCUAAAGUCAAUGGAAUCUUUAGAUUUGUCGAUGAACAACCUGUCUGGUCGGGUUCCUCCAAGUUUAGCUAGUGUGAAUACUCUAGGCUAUUUGAAUCUAUCAUUCAAUAAAUUAUCCGGUCCAUUACCAAUCGGAAAUCAUUUUCAGACUUUUGAUAAUCCAUCUAUAUAUGAAGGGAACAAUAGACUAUGUGGAUUCCCACUUCUAAGUUGCAAAGGCAAUUUACCAUACACUCACGUUGGUGAUGAUAAAGUUGUCAAUAGCUCACAAGGUUUCUCGUGGUUUUAUGUUGGUAUCGUUUCAGGAUUUGUUGUGGGUUUCAUGGGACUUAUUGUUAGCUUGCUAUAUAUUAAAGUUUGGAGGGAAACUUACUUUGAAAUGAUAGAAAAUGUUUGUGUUUUUCUAAUUGUUUCAAUUGUAGUGACUUUUGCUCGACUAAGGAGGAGGUGUUUCCAGUGA
Messenger RNA from Erigeron canadensis, 1062 nucleotides. Its product is annotated as receptor-like protein EIX2. Gene Ontology annotation, molecular function: protein binding. The transcript has a single exon. Bases 1 to 1062 code for a protein of 353 amino acids. The record is from RefSeq and is a predicted model, not a curated record. Lineage: Eukaryota; Viridiplantae; Streptophyta; Magnoliopsida; Asterales; Asteraceae.